Molecule: messenger RNA, 1278 nt
Organism: Verticillium alfalfae VaMs.102
Lineage: Eukaryota; Fungi; Ascomycota; Sordariomycetes; Glomerellales; Plectosphaerellaceae
Product: serine/threonine-protein kinase
Exons: 3
Coding region: 1-1278 (425 amino acids)
Biological process (GO): protein phosphorylation
Molecular function (GO): ATP binding; protein kinase activity
Source: RefSeq, a predicted model, not a curated record
AUGACGACCAGGAGGAUGAACACAAUGCCUGACGAGGGCGUCGCUGAGCACUACCAGGUUCUCGAGGAGCUGGGUCGUGGCAGUUUUGGUGUUGUCUACAAGGCCAUUGAGAAGGCUACCGGUGAGACCGUCGCCAUCAAGCAUAUCGAUCUCGAAUCCAGCGAAGAUGAUAUCCAAGAAAUCCAGGGCGAGAUCGCUGUGCUCAGCACCUGCGCCAGUUCCUUCGUUACACAAUACAAAGGCAGCUUCCUCCGAGGCCACAAGCUGUGGAUCGUCAUGGAGUUCCUUGGUGGAGGCUCUUGCUUGGAUCUCACUCAGCUCAAACCAGACAACUUUUCCGAAGGCCACAUCGCCAUCAUCUGCCGCGAGCUUCUGCGCGGUCUCGAAUACCUGCACGCUGAGGGCAAGAUUCACCGAGACAUCAAGGCUGCCAAUGUUCUCCUGUCCGAGGUCGGCAAGGUCAAGCUCGCCGACUUUGGUGUUGCCGCACAAUUGACCAACAUCAAGUCGCAACGAAAUACCUUUGUCGGCACGCCUUUCUGGAUGGCACCCGAGGUCAUCCAGCAGGAUGGAUACGGCUUCAAGGCCGACAUCUGGUCCCUGGGUAUCACGGCCAUGGAGAUGGCCAACGGCGAGCCACCCCUGGCCCACAUUCACCCCAUGAAGGUCCUCUUCCACAUUCCCAAGAACUCGCCUCCCCGGCUUGAGGGCAACUUUAGCCGCGAAUUCAAAGACUUCAUCGCGCAGUGUCUGGUCAAGGACACAGAGCGCCGACCCACCGCCAAGGAGCUGCUGAAGCACCGCUUCAUCCGCUCCGCCGGCAAGGUCGAGGCUCUUCAAGAGCUCAUUCAGCGGAGGCAGAUGUGGGAUGUCAACCAGCAGCGCAAGUCCCACCCAAUCUUCUAUCAAGAGACUCUCAACACAAUCUCUCCCAAGGACGACGCAGACGAGUGGGUGUUUGACACGGUCAAGUCAGUCAUGCCCAAGAGGCCCACAGUCAAGUCUCGCAAGCCUUCGUCCAUCUUCUCGACUGAAGAAGCCAUGCGCAAGCUCGAUCUCAAGGAUGGCCCUCUCGGCCCUUCAUCACCAGCGCCUCAGACCAUGCGCAAGACGACAGCCCGCCGCCAGCCCUCUGUCAGCCACACCCAGACGAAUGGAUCGCCACGUUCCACCGUCGCCAGACGCCCAUUGCAACCCGACAUGUCAUAUGGCAAUUCGGGACCUACAAUGCGCCUAUUCCGCGUGUUCCUUCUGACAGCUCGACGUCUGGUCACCUGA